AUGGAGAAUCUUAAAGAUGGUUUCCGUUUUCGUCCGACAGAUGCACAAGCGCUUAUUUUCUUGUUGAGAUUCAUUGCUGGAGAAGUGAUGAAUGAUUCUGGAUUUGUCACCACUAACGUUGAUGUGUAUGGCAAACAAGAACCGUGGGAUAUUUACAGUCAUGGAGUACCCUGCGAUAAUGAUGAAGGGGACAACAACGAUUGCACUCAUAAUCGCUUCUUCAUCACAAAGCUCAAGAAGAAAAACAAGUCCAAGUAUAAUCGCAAUGUUGGAAACAAAGGCAGUUGGAAACAACAAGACAAGGGCAAACCAGUUAAAUACUCAUCGGUAACUAUUGGAUGCAAGAAGAGCAUGUCUUACGUGAAUAAGAAUUAUAAUCGGAAAAAUGGGCAUUGGCUUAUGAAUGAGUACGAACUCUCUAGUGCUAUUCUUGAGAAAUUCAAUGAGGAUUGCAGAGAUUAUGUGCUCUGUGCCAUCAAGAAGAGGCCCGUUACUACUUCUUCUCCUUCCGAGACUACUUCCACAGUCACAUUCUUGAAUAAUUUACCUGCCGAAAUUCAUCAAGUAAUUAGUAAUUCAAGCAGGAAUUUGCAACACUCCACCAUGGCUUUCUUGAAUUUUCAAGAAUCUGCGGAAUCAAAUAGUACCGAUAAGCCAUUACAAGUAUAUGAUGCAGGGGACUAUUCAUUAGGUGUUGUUGAGUCGCAUGAAUGGGGCAACAAUGACUUAGAAGAAUUACACGGGAUGAUGUUACACCAGGACGACAUGAAUAUGGUUGAUCCAUUAUUAGCAGCAGAGGCUUCUUACACCGCCAUGCUCAAUUUUGUGACUGACAUCCUACUGGACUCGGAUGACAUAGAGCAGAUAUUACAAACGACAUUUUACUGA
Lycium ferocissimum is the source of this 888-nucleotide messenger RNA. RefSeq names its product NAC domain-containing protein 78-like. The transcript has a single exon. NCBI's taxonomy places the organism in Eukaryota, Viridiplantae, Streptophyta, Magnoliopsida, Solanales, Solanaceae. Gene Ontology annotation, biological process: regulation of DNA-templated transcription. Bases 1 to 888 code for a protein of 295 amino acids. The record is from RefSeq and is a predicted model, not a curated record. Gene Ontology annotation, molecular function: DNA binding.